Molecule: messenger RNA, 1003 nt
Organism: Drosophila teissieri
Lineage: Eukaryota; Metazoa; Arthropoda; Insecta; Diptera; Drosophilidae
Product: zinc finger protein 467-like
Exons: 2
Coding region: 128-940 (270 amino acids)
Biological process (GO): regulation of transcription by RNA polymerase II
Cellular component (GO): nucleus
Molecular function (GO): RNA polymerase II cis-regulatory region sequence-specific DNA binding; zinc ion binding; DNA-binding transcription factor activity
Source: RefSeq, a predicted model, not a curated record
AUAACAGGCACAGGGUGAUUAAAAUGCUUUAAACCUAUAUUGCUGAGAUGUACCAAUCAACGUUUCAUCCCUAUAUUUUUAGUUACUAUAAUAAUAAACAUUUUUAUUUAACAUUUACAUUAAACAAAUGGAAAAGAUAUGUCGAGUUUGCCUGGCGAACCACGACGAACUGAUCAAUAUAUUCCAUGGAAAGCCUGGACUUGGACUUUCGAUUCCGGAGAUGAUUACCCAGUGGUCCGGCUAUCGAGUUUCAAAAGGUGACUCCCUUCCCGAACACAUUUGUCCAAGUUGCCUGGAAGAUGCGCAGCAUGCAUGCAAGUUUCAAAAGUAUUUAAAAACCCCAAAGAGCGAACCUCCUGAUUUGGUUGAAAUUGAUCAAUUCACUGAAAACGUUCAAGAGUACGUAAUAUGUGAAGUCGACUUAUAUCAAUCCUAUUGCCAUAGUCAGCGAACUAAGGAUGCUCUUGGGGAUCAUCAGGAUUCGGCUUCCCUAGUGCUUCCUCGCAAUACAAGGAAAUUCGAUGAUCGUGACCGUUCCCAUUGCCUCUCCAGAGAAACACCUAACCAAGACGCACAAACUGUGAUAUCCACACCGGUGGACAAGCAAGACACCCGGCUGGGCACUCAAGAAAAACCACAUAAAUGUUGUUACUGCCCAAAGGCCUUUACGGUCAAAUAUCACCUUACAAAGCACAUCCGGACUCAUACGACAGAGCGACCGUUUCAGUGCCCACAGUGCCAGUGGUCCUUCAAACAAAAAUACCAUCUUAAACGACACAUGCUGCUCGUCCACACAGCAGUUGGACCAUACAAGUGCUCAGCAUGCGAAAGGGCCUUUAAGAGCUUAAAUCUUCUCCUAACUCACAAUUUGAUUCACUAUUCGGAAGUUCUAGAAAAUGUAAAUCAAACAAGCCCGGCAGGUCCAUACAACGCACUGUAAUUUAAUAUAAAGCUAAGGUUUUAGAAAAUCACCUAAGUAAUAAAAAAACAUUUUUACGCAAAA